Tachyglossus aculeatus (Australian echidna) is the source of this 1606-nucleotide messenger RNA. RefSeq names its product tRNA isopentenyltransferase 1 (gene TRIT1). The transcript has 11 exons. Lineage: Eukaryota; Metazoa; Chordata; Mammalia; Monotremata; Tachyglossidae. Bases 3 to 1358 code for a protein of 451 amino acids. The record is from RefSeq and is a predicted model, not a curated record. Gene Ontology annotation, biological process: tRNA modification. Gene Ontology annotation, molecular function: nucleic acid binding; zinc ion binding; tRNA dimethylallyltransferase activity. Gene Ontology annotation, cellular component: mitochondrion.
UGAUGGUGGUCGUCCUGGGCGCCACCGGCACCGGCAAGUCCGCCCUGGCCCUGCAGCUCGCCCAGAGGCUCGGCGGAGAGAUCGUCAGCGCCGACUCCAUGCAGGUUUACAAAGGGCUAGAUAUCAUCACCAACAAGGUCUCCCCUCAAGAGCAGAGACUCUGCAAGCAUCACAUGAUCAGCUUUGUGGAUCCCCUCACCACUAAUUACACCGUGGUGGACUUCAGGAACAAGGCAACGGCCCUGAUCGAAGACAUAUUUGGGCGAAAGAAGAUCCCGAUUGUAGUGGGAGGCACCAACUAUUACAUCGAGUCCCUCCUCUGGAAGGUCCUGAUCGAUACCAAGGAAGCCCCCCACCCCGGCCCAUCUGCCAGCGGCGGCGAGGCCAUGGCGAUCGACAGGAAAGUCGAGCUGGAAAAGCUGGAUGGGCCGGAGCUGCAUCGGCGCCUGAGCCUGGUGGACCCCCAAAGGGCCGCCACACUGCACCCGCACGACAAACGCAAGCUGUCCAGGAGCUUGCAGGUGUUUGAAGAGACGGGCAUCUCCCACAGCGAGUUUCUCCGCCGGCAGCAGGCGGAGGAAGGCGGGGGUCCCCUGGGCGGCCCCCUGAGAUUCCCACACCUCUGCAUCUUCUGGCUCCACGCCCACCAGGAAGUUCUAGACCAGCGGCUGGACCGCAGGGUGGAUGACAUGCUAGCCAACGGGCUCCUGGAAGAGCUGAGGGGUUUCCACCGGCGGUACAACGAGGAGAAGAUCGCCGCGGAUCGCCAGGAUUACCAACACGGGAUCUUUCAGUCCAUUGGCUUCAAGGAGUUCCACGAGUUCCUGAUCACCGAGGGGAAGUGCCCACCCGAGACCAGUCUUCAGCUGCUAAAGAAAGGGGUGGAGACGCUGAAGCAGGUGACCAAAAGAUACGCCCGGAAGCAGAACAAAUGGGUCAAAAGCCGCUUCCUGAGCCGCCCUGGGCCCAACGUGCCCCCGGUGUAUGGCCUGGAGGUGUCCGAUGGCUCCCGGUGGGAGGAGUCCGUCCUGGAACCGGCGAUCCAGAUUGUGAGCAGCUUUAUCCAGGGCCAGCAGCCGGCCGCCGAGCCCCUGAGGAUCCACGGCGACGGAACGGAAAACAAGCGACGUCUUCACGUCUGCGAGCUGUGCGACAGAACCAUCAUCGGGGACCGAGAAUGGGCAGCCCACACAAAAUCCAAGUCCCACCUGCACCACCUGAAGAAAAGGAGAAAACUGAGCUGCGGGGCCGCGGCGCCCGCCCCCCAAAAUCAGGACGGGGGCCCAGAGGCUGACAAGGAGCUUCGGGAAGCGAGGCCCGCGGAGGGCGGCCAGCAGCCGCUUGAGUCCAACGCUUGACCGACGGGCGGCCGGCGGCAGUCCGGCCCCAGGGAGCCGUUGGACGCUCAGCACAGCGCGGCGGGGAGGGCUCGUUGCGGAGAGGGGCUCCUAGCAGCGGGGCUCCGACUCCGGACCACCGCCCGGCCACCGUGGACGGCCAGAGCGGCUCUCUUCCUCACGGCGGGAAGGGUGGGCGGCUACGGGGUUAAUAAUAAUGGCAUUUUGUUAAGCGCUUACUAUGUGCAAAGCACUGUUCUAAGCGCUGG